Messenger RNA from Plasmopara halstedii, 186 nucleotides. RefSeq lists its product as uncharacterized. Bases 1 to 186 code for a protein of 61 amino acids. The transcript has 2 exons. The record is from RefSeq and is a predicted model, not a curated record. NCBI's taxonomy places the organism in Eukaryota, Oomycota, Peronosporomycetes, Peronosporales, Peronosporaceae.
AUGGGCGAGUUUUACCGACCGCUCUUGCUCCCAACAAAUGGCUCGCAUGCAUUGGCGCCUAGCGGCUUCUCACUGGUGCCGAAAGCGACUUUAAUGGAUCAAAUUUAUAGUCACGACGUGAUCGAGUCUGUAACCAAGCAACGUCGUGAUUCUUGCACACGAAAACACACAAACUUAUUGACUUGA